Molecule: messenger RNA, 1749 nt
Organism: Xyrauchen texanus (razorback sucker)
Lineage: Eukaryota; Metazoa; Chordata; Actinopteri; Cypriniformes; Catostomidae
Product: solute carrier family 35 member F4
Exons: 7
Coding region: 1-1275 (424 amino acids)
Source: RefSeq, a predicted model, not a curated record
AUGAACAAACUCUCAGCCAAGAUAUCUCCUGCCUCCGGACCCUUACCUGUCACACUCCAUCUGCCCACUCCAUCAGGUAAUAAGGAUCUUCAGACAGGAAAUACCUUAGCCCAAAAUGUAUUUCAGGAUGAACCGGAUACAAAACAACCCUCAAAACGCUGCUGCGCUCGAUGCCCUUUCCGUGCUCUAUGGAGAGUGUCAUGUGGGAUCAUUUUAGGGGCUUGUAUGGCCGUGUCCUGGGCAUGGGGUACUCACAGUGCUAAAGAGACUCUGACAAGACAUCCAACCCCAUUCUUCAUCAUUUGGUUCUGUAGCAUCUGGAAUAUUCUCUUUUUUCCACUCUACUAUCUGUGUCAUCUACUCACAGAGAAACAGAAACAGUCGCCAACCACUGAGUUAAGAAAGUGUAGCCGGUUCCUUGGUGAAGAUUUGACUGUGAGGGUGCUUCUGAGAGUAGCAGCUCCAUUCUCUGUGCUUUGGAGUUUAUCUGGAUACUUGUACUUGCUGGCACUUUCCCGCAUCUCUAAAGUAGAUAUAAGUGCCAUUCUCUGCUGCAGUCAGGCUUUUAUUUUCCUGCUUUCAUGGAUCGGACUCAAGGAUCGCUUCAUGGGUGUCAGAAUAGUGGCUGCCAUCCUCUCCAUCACUGGCAUUGUUAUGAUGGCUUAUGCGGAUGGUUUCCAUAGCGACUCGAUCACAGGAGUGGCAUUGGGAGUUGGCUCAGCUUCAACCUCUGCUUUUUUCAAGGUGCUUUUCAGAAAGUGUGUAGGGAAUGUCCAGCCAGGCCCUGCCAGUGUGUUGCUAUCCUGUGUGGGUCUGUGUAGCUUUGUUCUACACUCCUGGGUGUGUGUAUUGCUUUAUUUCACUCAUGUGGAAUACUGGACUCCUUCUCAACACAUUCCCUGGGAUAAACUCUGUGUCAUGGCUUCUCUACUGCUUGUCUUCAAUGUACUGGUCAAUUUGGGAAGAAUGUUUACAUAUCCCAUUUUAAUUUCAUUGGGAAUUCUCUUGACCAUUCCAGCAAGUGCAGCUGUAGAUACAUUUUUGACUGUAUCUUUGCAAAUCAGCUAUGUGCGAGUGGCAGCAGCCAGCAUCAUUUCAGCAGGAUAUCUCAUGCUUCAGCUCCCAGAGAACUGGGACGAGAGCAGUCUGCGCUGGCUCAGCAAACUGUGGCAUGGAAACUGGAGAGAGGACAGUAUAGUUGGAGAGGAGACUGUGGUGGACCCUGGCGGCACUGCACGAGUAAAACCAAAACCAGCUGUAGUGGCAUUCACCUAAGCCUUUUAUAAUCCAAAUUCAUUUGUAUUGAAUGUUGUUGUUAUAUUAUUAUGAUAUGUGUUGUGAGAUUCUGUCAUUUUAAAUUACAAAGUUUUUUCUGGGCUAAUCAUUGAACAUGUGGUAGAUACUGAAAAUAGAUUAUAAUGAUAAAGGCGAAACAUGUUUUCUUUAUAAUUAUUAUUUUGACAUACAGUAGUUUGACCAACUCAUUAAGACUGUAAAUUUCUACAUAAUCCAUGAAUAAUUCAUGUUUAUGGAAAUUAUAUACUGGAAUUCAUUUAAGGGCUUUUAUAAAAUUAUAAGCUUCACAUUUCUGCCUUUAAACCUUCCAAAAAUUGGCCCCAUUCACUUUCAUUGUCAGUGCCUCACUGUAACCUAAAUGUUUUUUCUUUCUUUUUAAGAGAAGAAGGGAUGAGUUUGGAUGAGUCAAAAUGAUGUUUGUGGUAAAUAACAUUGGUGAUAACAAAUGCUGAU